Messenger RNA from Canariomyces notabilis, 1812 nucleotides. RefSeq names its product glycoside hydrolase family 47 protein. The record is from RefSeq and is a predicted model, not a curated record. The transcript is spliced from 2 exons. Lineage: Eukaryota; Fungi; Ascomycota; Sordariomycetes; Sordariales; Chaetomiaceae. Gene Ontology annotation, biological process: mannose trimming involved in glycoprotein ERAD pathway; carbohydrate metabolic process. Gene Ontology annotation, molecular function: calcium ion binding; mannosyl-oligosaccharide 1,2-alpha-mannosidase activity. Gene Ontology annotation, cellular component: membrane; endoplasmic reticulum. The coding region runs from base 1 to 1812 and encodes 603 amino acids.
AUGGCCAUUGAUCGUCGCGUCGCCCGGCUUCUUCUCAUAACUGCCGUGUUUCUGUUCGCCGUGUUCGUUUUCGAGCCGUUCCGGGCAGGCCCGGCGUCCUCUCGCGGUCCCUUUCCCGUUCCCGCCCCCCAUCGACCGUCGCCAGAACAAGAACAAACAACCGUACAGGCAGGGAAGGGAUCCAGCCAACUUGGAGGCCCAAAGAUCCAGUUCCGAGCAAGCAGCUUCGAUUGGACCUCGGUGCGCCAACACCACUCCGUUUCCAGUAUCCGUCCGCUGCCCACGGGCACACCAAUCCCCCUCAAUCGCGUCCAAUACGGAUUCCCCGAAUACACCCACGAUGCUACAACCAAGAAGCGCCAGGAUGCGGUGCGCGCUGCGUUCGUACGGUGUUGGGACAGCUACAAGCAACACGCAUGGCUGCGAGACGAGCUGGCACCCGUUCGGGGUGGGGGAAAGACUACAUUUGGUGGUUUCGCGGCGACUUUGGUGGACGCGCUCGAUACUCUAUGGAUCAUGGACCUGCGGGAAGAAUUUUAUGCCGCCGCGGCCGCUGCCGCCCAGCUGGACUGGGCAAAUACAACCGACACUAGCCUCAACCUCUUCGAGACCACGAUCAGACACCUGGGCGGCCUUCUCAGCGCCUACGAUCUGAGUGACGAACCCGCAUUACUAGAAAAAGCAAAGGAGCUGGGAGACAUGCUCUACAUGGCCUUUGACACCCCGAACCGCCUGCCCGGCUUCUGGUUCAACUUCGAGGACGCCAAAAGCGGCAUCCAAAAGGCAGGAACCAGCGACCCGUCCGCAUCACCAUGCUCUCUGUCGUUAGAGUUUACCCGUCUCGCUCAACUAACAGGCGACGCCAAGUUUUACGACGCCAUCAGCCGCAUCACCGACUUCUUGGAACGAACUCAAAGCCAGUCACAGCUUCCUGGUAUGUGGCCGAAGUUGAUCGAUUUCCGCGACGAACGCGUCGACAAGGAGGCAGGUUUCAGCAUCGGUGCCCUGGCCGACUCGCUCUACGAAUAUCUACCUAAGAUGGCCGCCCUGCUCGGCGGACGCUUGCCGAAUUACGAAAAGAUGCACCGCGCCGCCAUGGACGUGGUCGCCAAGCACCUUCUGUUCCGGCCUAUGCUCCCACCGACCACCAAACAGGAAAGCCGCGAUAUCCUCUUUGCAGGCGACGCGUUCGUACACUCAGACUCAGACCGGAUCGAACUCGUCCCUGAGGGCCAGCACCUGUCCUGCUUUGCCGGGGGCAUGUUUGGCCUCGGCGGCAAACUAUUCAAUAUCCCAGAGCACGUUGCCAUUGGCGAGCGCCUGGCGCGUGGCUGUGCAUGGGCGUACAGCGUGUUUCCGACCGGCCUAAUGCCCGAGAUCUUUGAACUCAUCCCCUGCGAUUUGAUAGAAGGACCUCCUUGUCCGUGGGACGAGAAACGGUGGCAGAAGGAAGCUGGCGACAAGAAGCUGGCCAAGGGCUUCAAAAACGCGCGUGAUCCCCGGUAUAUCCUACGACCCGAGGCCAUUGAGAGCAUCUUUUUGCUCUAUAGGAUGACCGGGAAGGAAGAUCUCCGUGACGUAGCCUGGAGCAUGUUUGAGUCAGUCAUGAAGGCGACCAAGACGCCUCUUGCUAACUCGGCUAUUGCUGAUGUGACUGUUGAUGGUGAGACCAAGAAGACGGAUUCGAUGGAGAGCUUCUUCUUGGCAGAAACGCUAAAGUACUUCUACUUGAUCUUUUCGCCGCCCGACCUCAUCAACCUCGACCAAUUCGUCCUAAAUACAGAGGCACAUCCUUUCCGCCGGCCCACAUGA